Molecule: messenger RNA, 1001 nt
Organism: Ricinus communis (castor bean)
Lineage: Eukaryota; Viridiplantae; Streptophyta; Magnoliopsida; Malpighiales; Euphorbiaceae
Exons: 4
Coding region: 103-870 (255 amino acids)
Molecular function (GO): protein binding
Source: RefSeq, a predicted model, not a curated record
UUGUUUAUUAACCUCUUUAGGAAUGUGAUCUCAGUCACAUCCUCUUACUCUCUCUUCCUCUUAGCUCUUCCAAGGGACGGACCACCAAACUCCAGAAAUUUGAUGGAAGAGCUUGAAGAUCCUACUCCGUCACCGUCACCGUCACAGUUGCGGUUAUCUGAGUACCGGAACCGUGAUGAUUUCAAGGAGAGGAAAAGGAAGAAGAAGAAGAAGAGUGAGGGAGAAGAUUGUGAGAGGCAGGACCCGCUUGAGGUGCUUGGCUGGGACCUAAUGAUGAAAAUACUUAGUAAUUUAGACGCACGCAGCGUGGCACUUUCUCUCCUUGUUUCGCGCUCUUGGAACCUCCUUGCUUGUAGUGAUCGUCUUUGGACCUCUAAGUGUGAAGAACUGUGGCUUGGAAAAGCUCACAUACCUCGCUUGUCACAGGUCCGGGGACUAUCCAAGUUGGCUGCUUAUUCACUAUCUGUUAUGGAUGCCAAACGUACGCGUAUCAUGAGGGAUGAUCUGUGUGAUCAUGUUUGGGAGUUUCAUUUUACUAAGGUGGCUCCGGAAUAUUGGAGAAAUCUCGAUCCAUAUUGGAAAGGCACUGGCCCUCUUAUGCACCGGUAUUUUCAUCAAGAUGGAAGCCAAAGUGCUGAUCCUGGUGAUAGGGUAUGGGGCGGUCAUGAAUGCUGUUUUUCAGUUGUAACUAGUUUUAUCGGUGAUGGAACGAUCAGGGAGCACUAUGUUAGGAUAAACCGAUGGCCCCGGCUGUCUGUGUCAAGAAAACAGGACUGGAGCUGGGAAAUGUCCAACCACCUGUUCUGCUACUCCAGUAUUCCUGAUGCCUACAAAGAAGGUGGGACUGGGCCACUCUUUUUGGUUAUCUGAAUAUGUGUCUGCAAAAUGUAGCUUUUCUCAGUUUAGGAUAUUCUCUAUCCACCAGGAUACAUAUCUGUAGUAAUUGGGAUUGUGUAAAUUCUUAUGUUUGUAUUUUAUGUAAAUAAUGUGGUGGUAACUAA